Dictyostelium purpureum is the source of this 402-nucleotide messenger RNA. RefSeq lists its product as uncharacterized. Lineage: Eukaryota; Evosea; Eumycetozoa; Dictyosteliales; Dictyosteliaceae. The record is from RefSeq and is a predicted model, not a curated record. The annotation marks the transcript as partial. Gene Ontology annotation, biological process: regulation of actin filament polymerization. Gene Ontology annotation, molecular function: actin filament binding. Gene Ontology annotation, cellular component: actin filament; site of polarized growth; cortical actin cytoskeleton. The transcript has a single exon.
GAUUUAUCAGACUCAACACUAAGAGAUGCUUGGUGUGAUAUUAGAGAUGAUGAUACUGAAACCAAUUGGAUGCUUUUAGGUUAUGGUAGUUAUAAGAAAACCCUUCAGCUUUAUGGCACUGGCUCAGGUGGUUUAAAGGAAAUGAUUAAGAAUCUUAAAGAAGAAGUUAUGUAUGGUUAUUUACGUACUGUUUAUGGUGAUUCAGAUAGAGCCAAGUUCGUUUUCAUCACAUAUGUACCAGACUCACUUAGUGGUAUCGCCAAAGCCAAAGCAAAUAUGCAUAAACCACAUGUUGAUAGAUUCUUUAAAUAUAAUCAUGCUCAAUUCCAAGUUAUGUCAAUUGAUGAAAUCUCUGAAGAAAUUGUUCAUGCUAAAUUAAAAGCUGCAUCCGGUGCUAAUUAU